AUGACUUCCCUGCAGUUACAGAUUUUCGGCAUACUAAUGUACUUUGUGUACACCAGCGAUACUCGCACCCCUAGUCGGCUUGGCAUUCAGGGACCUUGGGGCCUUGCUACAUACUCCUUACCGACUGCUCUUAUAUGCGGCAUCAUCUACACACUUGCCGCACUCAUUCCGACGUUUACCGGGAACAUCUGGGUGCUUGUGCAUCCUGGAAGGUGUGGUGUCAACACCGCCGUCAGGCUAGGAAAUAUGAGCCGUCAUAUCAUGCAAAGCCUCUUUCCAGUAGUAGUGCUGGUACUACGCAGGUUUAGCGAACAGUUUCAACCUGGGAUCAUAUUCCCUGCAUGCGGCUGGCCUCCUACAGUUGACGAUGGCGACGAUUCGCGCUCCAGCAGUCAGCUAUGCAGCUGCAUGGCUAGCGGGACUAUCACCACGAGCGUCGGGCAGGGGCUUGUGGGGGGGCCGGUAAGGCUGGACGAUGUGUGA
Messenger RNA from Trichoderma virens Gv29-8, 483 nucleotides. RefSeq lists its product as uncharacterized. NCBI's taxonomy places the organism in Eukaryota, Fungi, Ascomycota, Sordariomycetes, Hypocreales, Hypocreaceae. Bases 1 to 483 code for a protein of 160 amino acids. The transcript has 3 exons. The record is from RefSeq and is a predicted model, not a curated record.